Sungouiella intermedia is the source of this 5565-nucleotide messenger RNA. The record is from the annotation of a GenBank genome assembly. NCBI's taxonomy places the organism in Eukaryota, Fungi, Ascomycota, Pichiomycetes, Serinales, Metschnikowiaceae.
AUGAGCAACGAUCCAGAAACCGUGGCACCGACACUUGACGAUAGUGCAAAUCAAGAUUCUCCUAAAGAUGUCAGCGGAAGCGCCUCCGAAAAUGGAAUAACGGUCGAAUUGAACGACGAGACCUCGAAAACUGAUCCUGAAUCGCUGAAGGCUACGGAACCUACGAUAUCCAAGUCGCCACAAAUCUCUGCAGUUCCAGAUGUGCCACCAAAGGACUCCACGGAGAAUAAGGAGCUUCCGCAGCCGCCAAUGGAAGUGGAGGAAGGCCAAAACACAGAAAACGGCUCUCACGAGCCAUCCGAAGACCAACAGGAGGCUGAGCAUGAGGAAUCGGAAGGAAAUACCGAAGUUUCCGCUGCUGAAGACAUUCAAGAGCCUUCAGAAGUUUUAGAGGUAGAAGAAGCAGACGAUGUGCCUAUUCCCGAAGUAAAAGUCGACGAGCCAGCGUCUAGUGGCGUAGUUAUCGCGUCGCAAAACUCCAUUGAGUCUACAGUAUCACCACGUGCUCAUGCUAAAGUUGAAAAUUUCCAGAUCUUCAAGAAAACAUUUGAGGUAAUCUUGGCCAGCAAGGAGGCCAAGAAGAACGAAGCAUUAAAAAAUGCCACACAGAAUGCUAUUGAUUCGCUCGACAACUCGGCGUCGAGAGAUCCACAUGUUAUCUUCGAGGCAUUGAAGUUAACUUGUGAAACCAGUAAUGCAAGUUUGAAGUCUAUGGCUGUGGACUUAUUUGCCAAACUCUUUGACCACGCUGUAUUUGACGAUGACGAUGACCGUGUAAGUCUCACAGAUGCAUCUGUGGAUGUGGUUUCUGCUUGCUUCGAAGGUGAGGGUACCGAUCCAGAAGUGGAAAUGCAAGUUGUCCGUGCUCUCAUGCACAGCAUUCUCCUUAUGCCCACGCAUGGAGCAUCGCUCUUAAAGGCAGUUCGCCAGAUUUACAACGUGUUUAUCUUUUCCUUGACACCACGAAACCAGGCCGUAGCCCAAGGUACGUUAACGCAGGUGAUUGGGUCGAUUUUCUCCAGAGUCAACGAAGCCAUGGCCAAUAAACUGCGAAUGUCCAAACUGAGUAGUAAUGUGGCUCUCAAGUACGAGGUGGACACUGUUACACCAACUCAGACGCCGUCAGAGCCUGAGUCUGCUAACAAAAUGACAUUGGAGAAGUUAGAGAAGUUGAAUGGGGACUCCGCCGAUUCAGAUAGGGUUAAUGAAGCCAACUUGGCCUCCGAGAAGGACGAGGAUAUCGCUGUUAAGGAUGCCUUCUUGAUUUUUAGAGCCAUGUGCAAACUUUCCGUCAAGGAUGUUGAUUCGGACAAUGUGGAUAUGAGAUCCCACUCCGUGCGCUCGAAAUUGCUCUCCUUGCAUAUCAUUCAUACUAUACUCAAGAAUAACAUCGACAUCUUCUUGAGUAAAGAUGUGGUCAUUCUCUCAUCGAACUCCGAUGAACAGACAAGACUUAUCGAUGCAGUGAGAACCUACUUGUGCCAAGCGCUCAUUCGUAAUGCUGCAUCGCCUUUGGCCCCUGUCUUUGAACUCACCUUAGAGAUAUUCUGGAUUCUUAUUUCAAAUCUCCGCUCGGACUUCAAGAUGGAAAUCCCAGUAUUCUGGGAGCAAAUUUAUUUCCCAGUCUCGGAAAUGAAAACGUCCACAGCUCACCAAAAACGGUAUUUGCUUUCAAUUAUUGAGCGCCUCUGUAACGAUUCCAGAUGCAUCAUUGAGUUUUAUUUGAACUAUGAUUGUGAUAGCAGCCAGCCAAAUAUCUGUGAAAGAAUUAUUGACUACUUGAACAGACUAGCCUUGGCCCGUGUCGACGUCACAGUCACUCAGAAAUUGAAUUAUCGUGACAACAAGAGAAAGGGUGUCUCUCUCUAUGAUAUCAGCAAGACUGCGAACCUCACCAGUAGUGCUAUGUUCUCCAAGCCUCCUGAACCCGAGAUCUAUUCUUUAUUCCCAUUGGAGUAUGCGAUGAAGAUGACUUCUCUUAGUUGCACGGUGGCGUUCAUCAGAUCUCUUUAUUCAUGGGCCCAAAAAGGCAUUUCCACUUCCAACAAGAUCUCAGAUGGUCUACUCAAACAAUCUGCUUUAAGUUCUGCCUCUCCAAGCAGGUCAGCCUCCAGAAAUGCUUCAUUCGUUGCAAAUAACGUAUCUGAUUUGAACGACGCAGAUGAUCCAGAACAAUUCGAAAACCUCAAACAAAAGAAGAAGACUUAUUUGGAAGGCAUUCGUCAAUUCAACCAAAAACCUAAGAAAGGUAUUGCCUACUUUGUCGAACACAAGAUUAUUCCUUCCAACAGUCCACAUGACGUGGCUGUAUUUUUGUUGAAUAACGAUGCCUUGGAUAAGACUGCCUUGGGUGAGUACUUGGGAGAGGGAGACGAAAGAAACAUUGCCAUCAUGCACGAAUUUGUGGAUCAAAUGGACUUCAGCAAUACUUCGUUUGUGGAGGCAAUGAGAACAUUCUUACAAUCUUUCAGAUUACCAGGAGAGGGUCAAAAGAUCGAUCGGUUUAUGUUGAAAUUUGCUCAGAGAUAUGUGCUUGGUAACCCAGAUGUCUUUUCGAACGCUGAUACCGUCUAUGUGUUAGCAUAUUCAGUCAUCAUGCUCAACACCGAUCAGCACUCGCGUCAAGUCAAGACCAGAAUGACAGUGGAAAAUUUUAUCAUGAAUAACAGUGGAAUCGAUGAAGGAAAGGACGUUCCCAGAGAGAUUUUGGAGAGCAUUUUCGCCGAAAUCCAAAAUAAUGAGAUCAAAUUACAUUCCGAGCAGCAUGCUGCUCUUUUGUCCAAUGAUCAACCACUUGCUUCGGCUGGACCUACAGGAUUCUUCGGAGGGAGGGAUUUGAACAAAGAAGCAUACAUGCAUGCUUCCAAAGAAAUGUCUACCAAAACUGAAAAGCUUGUCAAAGACUUAGGCAAAAAAAUGCGUGGAGAGGACCUGUCAGUUUUCUACGCUGCUUCUCACGUCCAUCAUGUUAAGUCUAUUUUCGACACUUUGUGGAUGUCAAUGUUGGCUGGAUUGACAGCUCCUUAUAAGGAGUAUGACGAAGAGGAUGUCACAAAUCUUUGUUUAGAAGGCAUCAAACUUUCUAUCAAGAUUGCGUGUAUGUUCGAUUUGCAAUAUGCAAAGGAGUGUUUCAUCAGAGCAUUGGUUCAAUUUCAAAACUUGAAUAACAUUGAGGAUAUCAAGGCUAAGAAUGUGGCUGCUAUUUACAUUAUGUUAGAGGUAGCAGUGAGCGAAGGUAACUCCUUGCAGAAAUCAUGGAUUGAAAUCUUGACCUCUAUUUCGCAGCUUGAAAGAUUGCAAUUGAUUGCUCAAGGUGUAGACCAAGAUUCGAUUCCUGAUGUUUCAAUUGCCAAGUUGGUAAAUCGUAAUUCUCUUGAGAGCUUGACCUCGAUUUCUACGGGGUUCUUCCUGUUUGCUAGGGAGACUACUGCAGCUCAGAAUGCAGCGCUCAAGUUUCACAAUCAACAUCUUUCUGCAGAAGGCGCACACCUUCUUGGUCGUACAGAAUUGGGUGUUGCCAUGGAUAGGGUUUUCACAAACAGUUCAGAAUUGACAGGUGAAGCUAUUAAGUAUUUCGUUCAGGCUUUGAGUCAAGUUGCUAAUGAAGAAAUUGAGUCUUCUGGUCAAUCAUCCAACCCCAGAAUGUUUUCUUUGCAGAAGGUCGUUGACGUUUGUUACUAUAAUAUGAACAGAAUUCGUUUGGAAUGGUCUCAAUUAUGGGCUAUUAUGGGUGAAACUUUCAACAAGGUUGGUUGCAACCCAAAUGUUGCUGUUUCCUUUUUUGCUUUGGAUUCGCUCAGACAGUUAUCUGUGAGAUUCUUGGACAUCGACGAAUUGUCUCAUUUCAAAUUUCAGAAAGAGUUCUUGAAACCUUUCGAGUACAUUUUUGUCCACGACGAAUCAUUCGAAGUUAAAGACAUGGUGCUUGAGUGCAUCAACAACAUGAUCUUAGCUAAGGCAGAUCAUAUCAAGUCUGGUUGGAAGACCAUUUUUGGCGUGUUGACUGCUGCUGCCAAAGAACGCAAGGACUCACUUAUCACGAAAGCAUAUAAAAUGGCUUUCAACAUCAACAAGGAUUACCAUGAAGAAGUGAUCGCGCAGGAUUCCUUCUCCGAUCUUGUGACAUGCUUCACCGAGUUUGCCAAGAACGAGAAAUUCCAAAAAGUUGGACUUUUGUCUCUCGAGGUAUUGUCUAAACUUAUUGUUCAGAUUGCCAAAUACUCGAUUGAAGUUAACAAGGAUCACACAAUUAGCAUUAACGGGAAGGAUGACACUGAGCGCAACGAGAAAUUGACAAAGCUUUGGUUCCCUGUGUUAUUUGGAUUCUAUGAUAUCAUAAUGAGCGGUGAAGAGCUUGAGGUGCGUUCCCGUGCUUUGACACACUUCUUUGAUGUGCUUUUGAAGUACGGAGAGCACUUUGAGAACGAUUUCUGGGAUAUCAUCUUCCAUAAAUUGUUGGCACCUAUCUUUGGUGUCUUGUCAAGCCCUUGGGAAUUAAGAUAUGAUGGUGGCUCCGCGCAUGCCAAUGGCAGCUUAUCUGAAAGAGAUCGUAUGUCGUUUUGGGUAUCUACCACGUUGAUCCAGGCUAUGAAUAAUUUGGUGACUUUGUUUACGCAUUAUUUCAAUCAGCUAACUCCAAUGCUCGGAGAACUCUUGAGUUUGUUGACCAACUGCGUGUGUCAAGAGAACGACACCAUUGCAAGAACAGGUAAAUCGUGUUUCCAAGAUUUCUUGGUCAAGAACGCUUCUCGUUUCAGCGAUUCACAAUGGGAGUUGGUUACCGACUCUUUCACCAAUUUGUUUGACUUGACCACAGCAAAGGAAUUGUUUGCAUUGGAUCCAUUGAAAACCACUCAUUUGGAUUCAGAUGUAGAGGAUCUCGAUAUCAACGACACCGAUACACCUACUAGGCUCAACAACAAGGAUGAAGACAGAAUCCAGCGUACCAAGGAGAAGUCCUCUAUUGUUGUUAAGUGCGUGUUGCAAUUAUUGAUGAUAGAGACAGUUCUGGAGCUUGCUGUUAAGGAAGAGUUCUACGAUGCAAUUCCUCCGAAGUACCUAAUGAAGCUUGCGGGACUGUUACAAGAGAGCUACACAUUCGCCAGGGAUUUCAAUGAUGACUACGAUCUUAGAGUGCGCCUUUGGAACGCGGGAGUAAUCGAAAGACUCCCAAAUCUUUUGAAGCAAGAGAGCAUGUCUUCGGCAGUUUUCUUGAAUAUAAUGUUCAGACUAUAUUGCGACGAAGACAAGGCUACUGACAAGGAAGCCAAAAGCAAAAUCAUGCAGCAGGUCAUGCCUCUAUGCCAGACGAUCGUGGGAAGGUACACCGCAUUCGACGACUCUAACCAACAGAAGAGUAUUACCACUUGGCGUCCCGUGAUUAUUGAGAUUUUCCAAGGAUACGUGGAAUUGGACGAAGAAGACUUCCUUUUGUACUCCCCAUCCAUGUACAAGUUGAGUUUAAAGAUUCUUGACCGUAGUAUUGGAGCAGACUUGAGGAGAGGGCUCCAAAUGUUCCUUGCACGCAUCGGCGAUUCAUUCAUUACGCCACUGUCUCAAAGCUAA